Molecule: messenger RNA, 1893 nt
Organism: Knipowitschia caucasica
Lineage: Eukaryota; Metazoa; Chordata; Actinopteri; Gobiiformes; Gobiidae
Source: the annotation of a GenBank genome assembly
AUGGGGAAGAGGGUGGGUUUGCUGGAUAGAGGGUCAGAAGGCAUCGGCUGUUUGAAAGUAGUGAGGUUUGUUUGGUCCAGAGGUUUGUUUGGUACAGAGGUUUGUUUGGUCCAGAGGUUUGUUUGGUCCAGAGGUGUGUUUGGUCCAGAGGUGUGUUUGGUCCAGAGGUGUGUUUGGUACAGAGGUUUGUUUGGUACAGAGGUGUGUUUGGUCCAGAGGUGUGUUUGGUACAGAGGUUUGUUUGGUCCAGAGGUGUGUUUGGUCCAGAGGUGUGUUUGGUCCAGAGGUUUGUUUGGUCCAGAGGUUUGUUUGGUACAGAGGUUUGUUUGGUACAGAGGUUUGUUUGGUCCAGAGGUGUGUUUGGUCCAGAGGUGUGUUUGGUCCAGAGGUUUGUUUGGUCCAGAGGUUUGUUUGGUACAGAGGUUUGUUUGGUCCAGAGGUGUGUUUGGUCCAGAGGUUUGUUUGGUCCAGAGGUUUGUUUGGUCCAGAGGUGUGUUUGGUCCAGAGGUGUGUUUGGUCCAGAGGUGUGUUUGGUACAGAGGUUUGUUUGGUCCAGAGGUUUGUUUGGUCCAGAGGUUUGUUUGGUCCAGAGGUUUGUUUGGUACAGAGGUUUGUUUGGUCCAGAGGUGUGUUUGGUCCAGAGGUGUGUUUGGUCCAGAGGUUUGUUUGGUCCAGAGGUUUGUUUGGUCCAGAGGUGUGUUUGGUCCAGAGGUUUGUUUGGUACAGAGGUUUGUUUGGUCCAGAGGUUUGUUUGGUCCAGAGGUUUGUUUGGUCCAGAGGUUUGUUUGGUCCAGAGGUGUGUUUGGUCCAGAGGUGUGUUUAGUCCAGAGGUUUGUUUGGUCCAGAGGUUUGUUUGGUCCAGAGGUUUGUUUGGUACAGAGGUUUGUUUGGUCCAGAGGUGUGUUUGGUCCAGAGGUUUGUUUGGUCCAGAGGUGUGUUUGGUCCAGAGGUGUGUUUGGUCCAGAGGUGUGUUUGGUCCAGAGGUGUGUUUGGUCCAGAGGUGUGUUUAGUCCAGAGGUUUGUUUGGUCCAGAGGUUUGUUUGGUACAGAGGUUUGUUUGGUCCAGAGGUUUGUUUGGUCCAGAGGUGUGUUUGGUCCAGAGGUGUGUUUGGUCCAGAGGUGUGUUUGGUCCAGAGGUGUGUUUGGUACAGAGGUUUGUUUGGUCCAGAGGUUUGUUUGGUCCAGAGGUGUGUUUGGUCCAGAGGUUUGUUUGGUCCAGAGGUUUGUUUGGUACAGAGGUUUGUUUGGUACAGAGGUUUGUUUGGUCCAGAGGUGUGUUUGGUCCAGAGGUGUGUUUGGUCCAGAGGUGUGUUUGGUCCAGAGGUUUGUUUGGUCCAGAGGUUUGUUUGGUACAGAGGUUUGUUUGGUCCAGAGGUGUGUUUGGUCCAGAGGUGUGUUUGGUCCAGAGGUGUGUUUGGUCCAGAGGUUUGUUUGAUCCAGAGGUUUGUUUGGUCCAGAGGUGUGUUUGGUCCAGAGGUGUGUUUGGUCCAGAGGUGUGUUUGGUCCAGAGGUUUGUUUGGUACAGAGGUUUGUUUGGUACAGAGAGGUGUGUUUGGUACAGAGGUUUGUUUGGUCCAGAGGUGUGUUUGGUCCAGAGGUUUGUUUGGUACAGAGGUUUGUUUGGUACAGAGGUUUGUUUGGUACAGAGGUUUGUUUGGUCCAGAGGUUUGUUUGGUCCAGAGGUUUGUUUGGUACAGAGGUUUGUUUGGUCUAGAGGUGUGUUUGGUCCAGAGGUGUGUUUGGUCCAGAGCGUCGGCGCGGAUCAAAGCUCCGGAUCCACGCCAUGAAGAGGCCGUGACUCGGGCGGCGUGUGGAGGUAGAGGAGCUGAUGAAACUGGGUGGCUUUAUGACGGCUUAAACCGCGGCGCGCUAACUUCAAAUGGCGCUCGCUAA